UUUCCACGUGCUUGCCUAUUAUUCUUUGACAUUGCAUUUCGUUGUGCAAUUUCGCGAUAUACAUACACACGUGGCUGGGAAUGUGUGUGAACUGCCAAAGUAGUGUGGAAUGGGGAAAUUAAAGUUGCAAAAGCAAACGUCAAAGCAACUGUCAAAAACGCCUUGCUUCAAACAACCAAACACAAGUAAAUUAACCACCGUUACUGUCGCGCGGCCACGUGAAGAAUUUCCCUCGUUUAAGAGCCGUGUGUUUGUCCAUAUUGGAGCAAAUUGUUAAAGGCAAGAAUAUUAUUAAAAAUAUUGCCACAAAGAAGUGAAUUUAUAAUAAAAAAUAGUGAAAUUAAAUAAUAUAUAAGUUAAGUUUAUCGCCGGUAUGUGAAUGCAUUGUGAGGUUAAAAUCGGUAAAAGCGGGCGCAGAAGCUAAGUGCAAAAGCAAAAGCACGGGCGAGCACGUUGUCGAUUUGGCAUCAGCCGCGUGAGAUAUUUUGAAUUUAAGCUAAUAAAAAAUAUAAAAUAAAGAAUUUUGUGACAAGUGAAUAUUAAGGAUAAAGUACAACGUAACGGGAUUUAAAGUGAAGCUUGCAUGCAACAGUUUGCGCCAUAAUGGACUCACGGCUUUUGAACGUAUUUCACGAUGAUACGUUUGAAAGCGGCUAUACACAACUCAAUACAGAUUUUUGGUCUAGUGAGAGCGACACCAUGGGUCAACUCACAGAAACAUUGCAUGGAAUUUUGCCAAUUCCUCCUGAUGCAGAGCACCAUACAGACUUAUAUAGUAGCGCGCUGCUCGAUGCAGAAGACAAUUUUCGGAUAGCCAACAAAAUAGAUGCUACAUCAAAUUUACAAAAGAAAGAAUUGCUAGUCUAUGGCGAUUUUACGCAGCCACAAUUGCCUACAAAUUCCAUUGACAUCAUAACCGUGGAUCCUAAUUCGUUCGACUCAGACUCGGAUGACGAUACCGAUUAUAGUGAAGAUGCUGAUGACGAUCAACUAGGUGUGGCAGUGAUUGAUAAUACAAAUGGGGGUAUCCGCCGAGUAGAUUUCGACGAUAAUCGUAGUCAUUGUAGUGAUGCUACAUUUCGUACACGUACUGAUAGUUCUUCUAUUGGCGACUACGAAUCGCAUACAAGUGACUAUGAUGAUAGUUCAGAUGAUGAUGAUGAGAAUGUUGGUAACAUCAGAAGUAAUCACUUUGAAGAUAUAAUCCCAAGUAAUGCCACGGAAGCGAUUUUCUUAGCAGACAAGGAUAUACCUGAUUUAACAGCAGGUCUCUUAGAGGCCGAUGGAAUCGAUCUAGAAUCAAGUUUCCAAUUGCAUCUAGACGAUAUUGCGGUGCGUAAUAAAAAUCGCGCCUUGAGCACAAACACCAUAGAUUCUGACGUGGAUGUAAAUAAUUUUGAUUUAGCGGAAUUCAUAACGAACGACGAAGUAACAUUAACAGCUCAAAAAGUGAAAAUUAAUAAUGUAGUGCAACCCAAACCAAGUGUUGCACCGCCAAAACGUCUAGCAAUACCGGUAAAAAGCAAUAUUGACACGGACUCUGAUGUUGAUUCGGAUGUUAUUGUUGACAUAGAGACGGUAGAUGUAGAUAAUGAGAAAUCUUUGUGGGAGAUGGCAUCAGAAAGUGCUGCAGUGCUAAAUGAUAACGAUGUCGCGUACGAAGAUAAUGUAAAGAAGGAUCCAUCCUGGAGUCCAAAAGCCGUCAAGAAGGAUACUGCACCGAAAGAGGCAAAGACACGCCCAUCCACCGCAAUAGCUGCUCCAACAAAUACUGCUAAUAAUAAUUUGCAAAAUACGCGCCAUUUUACAAUUAUACCCAGCAAGCGCCAAUGUGACAUUCUCAAGGGCAAAGCAAGUACCGGCAAAAAUAAGUCAACCACAAAGCAGGCACCAAGCAAACCCAUUACGAAAAAAGGACCAGAUGCCACAGCAGGCAAUGCCUCAAAAGCUGGUUCACUCACUUGUAGAGUUGGUGUAGGUCAAAGUGGCAAAAACUUGUCUCUACUUUCACAGAUUAUUUCUGCUGACGAAAGCAAACCACAAACUAAUGAAACUUUAAAAACAGAGGAGAAAAAAUCGGAGCCCCAACAGCCCUCUGUACAAGAUAUACAAGUUUCACCAGAAAAAAUCCAAAAAGAAACUGCAUUGCAACAAACAAAACUAGCAGUAAAGCGUAAACUUAAUUUAGAAGAGUAUAAGCGGCGACGUGGUGGCAAUGCUCCCGCCGGCCAAAACGAAUGCGACAAGACAUCAAGCGAAACCCAAAUUGUAAACAAGUCUGCAACACAAAAUACGCAAGUAAAACACAGCCAAGAAGUAACUUCCGUUGUUAAGAGUUUGAGAAAUCAAGUUGGUCAAAAACCUCCAGUAGAUCCCAUAACCGAUGCUAAAAAUAAGGUGUUGCGCCUGCAGGAGCUGAAACGAGCACAACAAUUGAAAAUUAUAGAUUCUACGAUAUCAGCGAAAGUGCCGCGUGUCACAAAAUUACCACCACUUAAGGAUAUUGUAAAAGACACCUACUAUGCAGACAAUAACGAGCGCAAUCAAACUGCGGCUGACGCUAAAUUACAUACCGAUUAUGAGGAACUGAUCAUCGUCUCAGCUGGCUGUAACACUGAGAUUAGUAUACCACCGCUUAAUAUAUUACCAAUUAAUGUAUGCGAACGUUCUCUUUUGAAAUCUUCUGCAUUGCUCUAUAAUAUGCCAAAGGGUUUAACGUCAAGUAGCUCAUUGAUUGCCAGUAUACAGGAUGUGGUUGUGCAAAAGGUAGUUGGCCCUGAAAAGUCUGGCAUAGCGAAUAGCGUUACAACGUCGCUUUCGGAGAAAACAAAAAUCGAGGCGGAACAACACGGCGAGGAUAAGGUGAUUAUGCAUUUGCGUAAAGACAGAAUACGACCACAAACCGUCAGCAUUGGCGUGCAAACUGACCUGCAGCCAGGUUUUGUGCGUUUGCCAAAAAUUCCGCUUAAACAGCGGGCUCCACGAAAUUUUCGGAAACACAGCGGCAAAGAUGAUUCGGACAGUGAUGCAUCGUGUGUGCGUAGCCGUAUACGCAGUCGUAGUCCUGUAAAUCGUUCACGUAGUCGCUCGGCCGAUAGCUAUGAAUCAUCAGUGGAACGCGCUGGCGGCGUACGCCAGUGCGAUGCUGCUGGUGGCUAUUCGUCGCGCAGCAGUCGUCGGCAUCGUAGUUCCAUCAGUUCUUCCUAUUCCGAAUCGGGACGUAUAUCACGUAAUACACAACGCCAAUCGCGCACAAGCUAUAAAAAACGUACAAAAAAAUAUGCUCACAAUUCAUCGGUGUCAUCUUCUUCUUCUUCGGACAUGUCCGAUCGGAGUCGCAGUCGCAGCCGGAGUCGGAGUCGAAGUCGGGGUCUCAGUCGUAGUCGUAGUCGCAGUCCAUAUUAUAGACGAUCAUAUGUGAAAUCGCGUUCGCGUUCGCGCUCACGUUCUAUUUCACGUGCGAGCAAUCGAUUUAGAAAGCCAGGUGCACACAACAACUUUGCGAAUGGCAAUGUAUCGCAGCCAGCUGUUGAAGAGCGCCGUAUAGUAUACGUAGGACGUAUUGAGGAAGAGACCACCAAGGAGAUACUAAGAAGAAAGUUUUUGCCUUAUGGCACGAUCAAACAAAUUUCGAUCCAUUACAAGGAUACUGGCAUGAAGUAUGGCUUUGUAACUUACGAACGCUCACAAGAUGCAUUCACAGUAAUAGAUAGUAGCGCUCGUGAUCCUACAAUUAACAUGUACGACAUCAGCUUCGGUGGUAGGCGCGCUUUUUGCCGCUCUUCAUACGCCGAUUUAGAUAACGCCGGCAUUAAUACCUAUCAUUCGGUUGUAUUUCCCAAAGUGCAAGCGCCACCUAAAGAGGAGGAUUCCUUUGAAGCUUUGCUGCAGAAAGUGAAGGCGAAAAUGAGCGCCAAUAAAGUAGGGGGCGGGACGAAUACAAUUAAUGCAUGACGUCAGCCAUGGAAAUUAAACGCAAUGAAAUGUUGUAGUCAAGUUCUAUGUGUGAGAUUUUUCAUUUCGUAUUUUAGUGGCAUAAUCGUUUUCGUACUUUCAUUCAUAUUUAACUUGUUGUAUGCAAAGAUAAUUCUAAUUUGAAAUAAUGUUAUAUACAUACGACAAAAUAUCGUACAUUUAUUUUUCUAUAAAAACUUCUUCUAUUAAUUAAGUUUAGUUUCUAUGUUCUUUUUUUUAAUGAAUUGCUAAAUGUAUGCGUACGUUAAUUCACACGCUUGAAUAAUAGAAAUUCAGCUGAGUACUGAUGAUUACUUUUAGCUGCAAUGACAUUAGAAGAAAAUUAAACGCGCAUCAGAUGCAUUAUUGGACUGAAAAUAUAGUUUUUUUUAUGCUAAUUUCAAAAAGGAAACGACUUGGAGGAGGUUAAUAAAUAAAUCUUUUAUUUCUCAAUGUACAUUGUUAUCUUAAGUGGAAUGUGAUAAUAGAAGCCACAGUCAUUUAUUGCAAAUAAGUUGAAUUGCUUAAUAUUUACAUAUUUAGAACACAAGAAAUAACCCCAUAAAUUGCAUAUAUAUGUAUGUGCGUGUGUAUGAAUAUAGAUUAUUUAAUGAAUUUACCGGAGACAGAGCGGACCAUAACUAAAGCCGGCAAGUGUUAAAUGUGAAUUUUUCAUAGUUAACUACUCUAAUAUUUUUGUAAAUUUUGUACAUUUGUAAACAAGCAUAAAGCAUAAAACAAAUAAAAACAACAACUAAUGAUCCUACACAAAAUAGUCUAAAACUAUUUACGAACGUACAAAUGUAUGGAAUGAAAUGGAUGACAAAUCAAACUGUUGAUAUAGAACCCUGAUAUUAGCUGUAAUAGUAGGCACUUUUUAAUUUCUUAAAUACAAUUUCCAACUACAUGCUUGUAUUCUAGUUAAGUUAAGAAAAUAUGUAUAUUUCUAAAUUGAUUUGUGGAUUCAUUUUUAAACUGCACGCUGACGUAUAGUUUGAUUUUAAAUCCAUUGCAACCAGCAUAAAAUGUAAAAAACAGAAACAUAGCUAUAUUGCAACUUCAAAUUAACUCCAAAAUAGUUUUAUUGCUCACAGAAAUAUAUGUAUACUUUAGUUUAAUUACUAUUAAAGUAUAUAUUUGUAAAAGCUAUAGAAAAUAACGCUAAGCAGAUUUUAUGUUUCGUUUUGUAAUUUAAGCAGCCACCAUAGGAAGCCAUUAAGCCAUCAAAAUAUAUAGAAUAAAUGUAAACAAAUGUG
Anastrepha ludens (Mexican fruit fly) is the source of this 5210-nucleotide messenger RNA. RefSeq lists its product as uncharacterized. Bases 604 to 3954 code for a protein of 1116 amino acids. Gene Ontology annotation, biological process: positive regulation of transcription by RNA polymerase II. Gene Ontology annotation, cellular component: nucleus. The record is from RefSeq and is a predicted model, not a curated record. NCBI's taxonomy places the organism in Eukaryota, Metazoa, Arthropoda, Insecta, Diptera, Tephritidae. Gene Ontology annotation, molecular function: RNA binding; transcription factor binding. The transcript is spliced from 8 exons.